AUGGGGUCUAAGAGAAAGAAGACAGAGAAGCAAAAGGACUUUGUCAAGAAGAAGUUAAAAGUAGGGAAAACCGCCGCGAAACCAGAUAAUCAUACUGAUACUUCUUUCAGUUCUAGGGCCAUCUCGUUACCUAAUCAGUCUCUCAAUAGAAAGCAAACUUCAGACAGUCUAGAUGACAAAAAAAGAGAAGAAGUGGAUAUAACGCAUCAUCUAUCUCUUGUGAAACAUCAUGCGCUGACUACAAGAAAGGAAGUGCUCAGUUAUGUCGAGCAACACUUACCGUCGAACCCAUCACUAUACAAGAACAUCAUUACGUCAUGUGUCCCGUUGAUUGUAGACUCGUCACAAAGCGUAAGAAACCAACUUUCCCUGCUUCUCAUUGCCUGUGCUAAAAACAAGCCUGGUUUGUUGGACCUCCACCUCAAGUCUAUAAUUCUUUUCAUACACUCUGCCAUGACCCACAUACAGCCAGAUAUAAGGAACUCGUCGUCGGUCAAAUUCUUAGCAGUGUUAGUGGACUAUUCAGGUUCGAGCCUUGUUCGUUCAUACUUCAUAAAAACUUUGAAAUCUUUCUUUACGUUGUUGGCAUGGACCUUGGAUGACAACAAAAAGUCUAUAUCGUUAGCUAUUACAACCAGUUCUGCUACCGGAGGUUCCACCAAAAAGGCCAGAAUUGGGCACCUUUUGGUCUUGAGAAAAUUCCUAGCGGUUGCAUUAUUUCCUAAUGAUGAAGACCUCAAUGGUAGCAAGGUCAUUGACAUAUCCAAUACUUGCAUGAUACACCCGCUCUCGGGCAAGUAUCUUAUACCGUCUAGCUCAAGGCCCUAUGCUCCAUUAAAAUUGUUUGCAAAGGAGAUGAAAACCAAGCUGAGUCUGACUCAAAAUACUACCAAUUCUUCCAGUACAGGAAUUGAUGAUGGGUCAUUUUCAUUGCAUGAUCUACUGACUUUGUCCACUGAGGAUCUCGAAACAAGAAGGAAGGUGUUUAAUGACGUCUUCCUUAAGCCAAUGGUCAAAAAUUUAAACAAUUUCAUUAAAGAGGGAGGAGAAGUUGGUAGGGAAGCCAAUUCAAUCUUAGCAUUAAUCGAAAAGUUGAAAGCUGAAACAAAAAUCGAAAAAUAG
Dujonia railenensis is the source of this 1122-nucleotide messenger RNA. Lineage: Eukaryota; Fungi; Ascomycota; Pichiomycetes; Serinales; Debaryomycetaceae. The record is from the annotation of a GenBank genome assembly.